AUGGCGGAUGCACACACCAGCAGACUAUGUGCACAGAUUGCGCACUCACAUUUCGGCCCUUUGACUGCGAGUGUCGUUAACGCCCUUCUGACCCGUGGCCGACUUACAUUCUCCCAAAUUGUGCGAUUCACGCCAUUGAAUCCACGAACUGCACGGGCAGCCAUUCUGAUUCUCGUGCAACACAAUAUCGUAUGGCACUCUGUCACGGAAGAAGAGGGCGAAGUUUUGGAGGUCAAUAUAGACGAAUGCUUGAUCAGGCUACGUUUCGGGAGAUUUGCCUGGCAGGCAGAAGAACUGUUUGGGCGUACGGGUGGAGAGAUUGUACAACUUAUUUUAGAUCAUGGAAAAUUACGACCGCCAGACAUUAUAGGCCCCCUCUCCGGUGGCUCCGUGAAAGAGAGUGCAGUCUACGCGCAGACGCUACAUAAACUCGUAUCUGCAGCGUAUCUCAAGCCCUCUACGCUUCUAUCACACGUAUCACCCCGAGACAAACGAAUAAAAUACGAGGCAGAAGAGAAGGCCAAAAUUACCGGUUUCCCCACGGCAAAGGAGCUUCGACAAGCAAAGGAAGCCGCAGAGGCACGAAUGAAACGCGAAGAAGCUGAAGCUGAGAAGAUUGGCUUGAAACGAAAACCCAUAGAAAAUGGCCACCGCUCGUCAAAGAAAAAGGCCGUCGAAGAAGAGGAGAUAGUAGAUGACACUGUCUAUUUUCGCAUAAAUUACCAGCGGUUUAGUGUUCAUAUCCGGAACUCCUUGAUCGAACAAGCAGCCCGCGAACGCUAUAAUGAUGGUGCUGCAGCAGUCGUCCGCGCGACGUUGCAAGCAUCCGCGGCGAAGCAAUUUAGUUUAGAGGACCCACGAACGGAUCCCGUGUCCAUUGCCAACAUUGCCCAACACAUCCACGACGAUGAUAACCUCGCUUCCGGCCUCCUCUCCUCGUCCAAAAAGCCAAACACGAUGGCCUGCCUAAAAGACUAUCUCGGCAUACUCUCUGCUGCGGACAACCCCACUCCUGCUGGCCGCGCUGGCGCCUUCCUCUCCUUUUCAUCCUCUAAAAUACAAGUAGAGUUCGAAGUUGUCGCUCGGCGGCUUAAGAAAAGAGUACUCGAAGCGGUCGCCAGGGAAAAACACGGUGACGAAGGCGUUCGAAUCAUUCGGCUGCUCCUCGAUGUCGGAAAAAUGGACGAGAAGCAGGUUUCGAAGAGCGUGAUGAUGCCGAAUAAAGACGUCCGACCUCUCUUGUCUGCCCUUGCAGGGGACUCCUUGAUUAGCACACAGGAGGUGGCUAAAACUGCUGACCACAACCCAACUCGCACGUUUUAUCUUUGGUAUGUUGAUCUGCAGAAGGCCUACUCUGUGAUACUUGGCCAACUAUACAAAACCCUUUACAACAUCGGUACGAGGCGGGAAGCCGAGCAAGAGGAACCAAACGUUAAAGCCGUAUUGGACAAAAUGCAGCGCAGCGACGUAGCCGCCGACAACUCUCUCCUCUCUCGGAUGGAACAAGAAACGCUGAAAGAGUGGGAAGCAAAGCGGCAGAAAUUAGUGAUAUUGCAGAUGCGAGUCGAAGAAGCUGUAUUCAUUGUAAAGGAUCUAGGUGUGCUAGGAAACAGUGACGAUUGA
Molecule: messenger RNA, 1623 nt
Organism: Pleurotus ostreatus (oyster mushroom)
Lineage: Eukaryota; Fungi; Basidiomycota; Agaricomycetes; Agaricales; Pleurotaceae
Gene: RPC82
Product: RNA polymerase III subunit C82
Exons: 11
Coding region: 1-1623 (540 amino acids)
Biological process (GO): DNA-templated transcription
Cellular component (GO): RNA polymerase III complex
Molecular function (GO): single-stranded DNA binding
Source: RefSeq, a predicted model, not a curated record